AUGAAUGAAUCUAUUACCUCAAAGCCAUUAAUUAUAACUGAUGAAAAUUCAUUGUUUUCUCUAUUAGAAGAACAACAAGAAGAUUUUGAAAUUGUUAAACAAAGAAUUUGUGAAACACCUAAAUAUUUUAAAGAAGCAGUAGAAACUAUUAAUCAAAUGAAUUGUGUUAUUGAUGAUUAUCUUCAAUCAAUUGAUUCAUUUCAUUUUACUUAUAAUGAAGAUAGUGUUGAAGAUAAUGAUUACAGUAAAAUAUCUCCAUUUUAUGCUUCUUUUUAA
Molecule: messenger RNA, 276 nt
Organism: Entamoeba nuttalli P19
Lineage: Eukaryota; Evosea; Mastigamoebida; Endamoebidae
Exons: 1
Coding region: 1-276 (91 amino acids)
Source: RefSeq, a predicted model, not a curated record